AUGGAUCUAGGUCCCGGAGAAACCAUGAUCUCCUUUGCUUGCUCUAGUGGCCCAACCCAGCAGGCCAGUUCCCCGGGGAGUCCCCUCCGCAAGUGCGUUUGGCUGCAUGGUGAUUUUGAUAGGAUGUCCCCGAAAGCUACAAGUGAUAGCGACCUCCUGCGGCCUUUUCAACCCCCUCAUCCCCAUAAGGCCCCCGUUAAGGGUCGUAACGGUCCCGUGUGGCUGGAGUAUACACAGACCAAUGCACAACCAUGCAUGGCUUUGCAAGGUGCAUACAAGCCGGUGGCGGACAUAAUUCUCGCAAACGCCACGGCUACGAAUUGA
Molecule: messenger RNA, 324 nt
Organism: Paracoccidioides lutzii Pb01
Exons: 2
Coding region: 1-324 (107 amino acids)
Source: RefSeq, a predicted model, not a curated record